Messenger RNA from Heterobasidion irregulare TC 32-1, 1173 nucleotides. RefSeq lists its product as uncharacterized. The record is from RefSeq and is a predicted model, not a curated record. Gene Ontology annotation, molecular function: GTPase activity; GTP binding. The transcript is spliced from 7 exons. Bases 1 to 1173 code for a protein of 390 amino acids. NCBI's taxonomy places the organism in Eukaryota, Fungi, Basidiomycota, Agaricomycetes, Russulales, Bondarzewiaceae. Gene Ontology annotation, cellular component: mitochondrion.
AUGACUCAAUUUGCUCGCAUGCUGCCCGCGUUGUUGAUGCGCACGGAUGUCGUGCUUGAGCUUCGGGAUGCCCGGCUACCUCUCACAAGCAUCAAUCGAAAAUUUGAAGGUGCAUUACAAAGAUGGCGUGCCGAGCGCGUGCGUGUCGCGCCUUCUCCACAGCAGGCCGCAAGCCAGGUCUGUGAGCGUGUUGUCGUCUUCAGCAAGCGCGACCUUGUGCCAGAAUGGGGCAUUGAACCGUUUCGAAAAGCCAUGUCUUCUAAGUUUCCAGAUCAACAUACUCUCUUUGCGUCUUGGAAUAACGCACGGGACAUCAAGUCUCUGAGCAAUUUGCUCGUAAAUAUAGCACAGAAUCACUCCCACGUUCCCGAGCUGAACAUCUUGGUCGUAGGCAUGCCUAACGUCGGCAAAUCAACUCUGCUCAAUGCCUUGAGGAAUGUCGGGAUACCAGGACCAACACCGAAGGCUCUUCGUACCUCGGCACAUCCUGGCCUUACGAGGGCAUUGUCUACCCGUUUGAAGUUAUCCAGUGACCCGCUAGUCUAUGCCUUUGAUACCCCUGGCGUGAUGUUACCGUUCUUCGGCCGUGGCGAGAAAGGCGCUGAAAGGGGCGUCAAGUUGGCAUUGAUCGCGGGUAUCAAGGAAGGGCUGUACGAUAUCGAGGCGCUGGCAACGUACUUGCUCUACCGGCUCAACAUGCUGAACUCGGAAGCCCCGGCAUACCUCCCCCUCCUACCACCCGCUACUCCGCCGACGGUGGACAUCGACGCAUUUCUGGAACUUCUGGCCCAGAGAUUGGGGAUGCUCAAAAAGGGGGGAAUGUCGGACGUCCAGCGCGCUGCAGGAUGGUUUGUCAGGUGGUGGCGCGAAGAGGGCGCUCUUGCUUAUGCAUCCGCGCCCGUGCCGUUGUCUAUCGACUCCCCUUCUUCGCCCCACCGUGCCGGAUGGAGCUUCGAUCUCGAAUGGCAAGUUGAUAGUGCGAGGUCCGAGGACGAAGUGCAGGCCAGGAUGGAAGAUUGCAUCGACGCGUAUAUGAGGGAAAGUGAGCGGGAAGAAGAGGAGGGUGGUGCGAUCAGCUCGACUCAGGAAAAGAAGCGGAUCAGGGAGGCACAGUUAGUAAAAAGGGCAGCAAGGUCUAAAGCUAGGUUGGCGUUCAAGAGGGGAGGCAAUUAA